AUGAGCGUUCGGGCACAAUGCACGGGCUCUUCUUCUGUUUCUCCCGCACCUCUCUCGUUCUUAUUCCUCCCCCCAACACCCUUCCACACCCCCCACAGGUGGGCGGAGUUGGGCACAGUGUACCGCUAUGAGCGUUCGGGCACGAUGCACGGGCUCUUCCGCGUGCGCGGAUUCACCCAGGUGGGCCUCACUGCCUUUCAGGUGGCCGUUCAGGUGCGUGGAUUCACCCAGGACGACGCAUAUAUCUUAUGCCUGCCCUCUCAAAAUCGGGACGAGAUGCGCGGUGUGCUGGACCUCACAGAGGCCAUGCUCACACACCCACACCCACGCCAUCCCCCGCCUCUUCCCCCCCUGGCUCCCAGCCCCCCUGCCUUCCUCGACGACGCACACAUCUUCUGUCUGCCCUCCCAAAUCAGGGACGAGAUCCGUGGGGUGCUGGACCUCACAGAGGCGAUGCUGACGGACUUUGGCUUCCAGCAGCUGGAAAUCAACCUCUCCACCCGCCCGGAGAAGUCUGUUGGGGAUGAUGCCAUCUGGGAGCAGGCCACUCAGCAGCUCGAGAUCAACCUCUCCACCCGCCCGGAGAAGUCUGUCGGGGAUGACGCCAUCUGGGAGCAGGCCACGCAGGUAAGGGGGUUACAGCAGGCUGCACAUGUGAAAGGGGGAGGCUGGGGGGGUGGGAGGGGAGGCACGUGGAGAGGCAUGUGUUCCCACGUCUCUUGGCUUCCAGCAGCUCGAGAUCAACCUCUCAACUCGGCCAGAGAAGUCUGUUGGGGAGUCUGGGAGCAGGCCACGCAGGUAGGUUGGGGCAGGCACAGGCAAAGGCACACGGGUGUGCUCUUUGGCUUCCAGCAGCUCGAGAUAAACCUCUCCACCCGCCCGGAGAAAUCCGUCGGGGAUGACGCCAUCUGGGAGCAGGCCACUCAGGCGCUGAGGGAGGCGCUGCAAGACAAGGGGUGGGAUUACACCGUGGAUGAGGGUGGAGGAGCGUUCUAUGGGCCCAAGAUAGAUGUGAAGAUCAUGGAUGCCAUUGGCCGCAAGUGGCAGUGCUCCACCAUCCAGGUGGACUUCAAUCUGCCGCACCGCUUCAACAUGGUCUAUGCGGAUGCGGACGGCACUCGCCGCCCGCCCAUCAUGAUCCACCGCGCCAUCUUUGGGUCCCUGGAGCGGUUCUUUGGCAUCCUCAUUGAGAACUACGCGGGCGACUUCCCCCUCUGGUUUGCGCCCACUCAGCUGCGCCUGCUGCCAGUCACAGACUCCGAGGUCUCCAUCGACGCUAUUGUCGCCUUGCUGCUCUGCUGUGCGCAGUCUCCUUACUCUUCUAGUCUUACUGUUCCUCCCUGUCUGUUUUCAAUGUUUUUUCAGGUGCCCUUCUGCAAGGAAGUGGUGGCCACCCUCCUGGAAAGAGGAAUUCGUGCUGAGGUGGCGAGUGGUGAGAGGCUGGGCAAGCUGAUUCGCAAUGCAGAGACUCAGAAGAUUCCGGUGAUGGCUGUGGUUGGCCCUAGGGAGGUGGAGUCUUGGAGUCUCAAUGUGCGUACGAGGAAGGGCGCAGAGCUUGGAGUCCUUUCUGUGGAUGAAGUGGCGAGAAAGAUUGAAGAAGCAGUAGCUAGUAAAGUCACGAUGUCGCUCGAGACUUAUUGGGAGAACUUCCAGCAGGCCUUUUGGCAGAUCUCACCGUAUGCUUACGCCGCCAUUGGUAUCGCCAUUUCCAUCGGCGUUUCCGUCCUGGGUGCAGCAUGGGGAAUCUUGAUUACAGGAAGUAGUCUAAUAGGCGCUGCCAUUAAAGCUCCUCGGAUCACGUCUAAGAACCUUAUCAGCGUUAUUUUCUGUGAGGCCGUAGCGAUUUACGGCGUUAUUGUCGCCAUCAUUCUGCAAACGAAGUUGGAAUCCGUCAGCAAGGCGAGAUUGCACUCGCCUGAAGCGCUCCGCUCUGGUUACGCCAUCUUCAACUCCGGCAUCAUCGUGGGUCUCGCGAACCUUUUUUGUGGGUUGUGUGUGGGCAUUAUCGGCAGCAGCUGUGCUUUCAACAUGGGCUUGAAACGUCUCCUCCACGCUCUUCAGGUUUCAUUGUACCAUCAGUUGUGGGGCCAACUGAUACUGUAA
Molecule: messenger RNA, 2103 nt
Organism: Closterium sp. Naga37s-1
Lineage: Eukaryota; Viridiplantae; Streptophyta; Zygnematophyceae; Desmidiales; Closteriaceae
Source: the annotation of a GenBank genome assembly